GUACAUGUGUAACAUAGAAGCAAGAAACCACUGCUUCCGUGUCUUUCUCUAAAACUGCUGCAAUUUCACACAUCAAUAGCCUACAGCAAAGCACAGGCCAUAUAUGUAUCAAUGGAGGGAAUUGAUGAGAAUAAGAUUGAAUCUGAGUUUAAGUCAAUUUCAUUUGAUGUUAAGUUCCAUGAUGUUCAAGGGAAGAAUUACCGUUGUGCAAUAUCGAAACUGCAUAAGGAGAUAGUACCGGAGAAAUGUAAGGUUCUGGUCAAGCCCAAAAGGGCAAUCAUCACAUUAGUGAAGGCUUCCAAAGGAAACUGGCUAGAUUUGCACUUCAAAGAGGACAAGCUAAAGCCAAAUUUGGAUAAAGAGAAAGACCCAAUGGCAGGAAUCAUGGACAUGAUGAAGAAUAUGUAUGACGAAGGGGACGAUGAGAUGAAGAAAACAAUUGCAAAAGCAUGGACUGAUGCUAGAUCUGGGAAAACAGCUGACCCUUUAGGUAGCUACCGUUGAGCGUCAAACAGAGAUUCAGAUUCUUAGUUCCUGUUUCUUGAGAAUGAUCUGCUCUAUUGAAUUACAAGAUUUUGUUAUAAAAAGAAUGCUAGGCCCAUGGUCAUGGUACUUGUAGAAGUUUAGAUGUGCAGUUAAGUGUUACCGAAGUUCUACCUUUUCAUAUAAUGAUAUGGUUGUGGUCU
Molecule: messenger RNA, 686 nt
Organism: Vigna umbellata (rice bean)
Lineage: Eukaryota; Viridiplantae; Streptophyta; Magnoliopsida; Fabales; Fabaceae
Source: RefSeq, a predicted model, not a curated record